Messenger RNA from Belonocnema kinseyi, 1105 nucleotides. It is a transcript of the gene mRpL22, whose product is annotated as 39S ribosomal protein L22, mitochondrial. The coding region runs from base 180 to 791 and encodes 203 amino acids. The transcript is spliced from 4 exons. Gene Ontology annotation, biological process: ribosome assembly; translation. Gene Ontology annotation, molecular function: structural constituent of ribosome. Lineage: Eukaryota; Metazoa; Arthropoda; Insecta; Hymenoptera; Cynipidae. The record is from RefSeq and is a predicted model, not a curated record. Gene Ontology annotation, cellular component: mitochondrial large ribosomal subunit; ribosome.
GUUGCCGACAGUUGUCGAUGAAAAAGCGCCUUUGACAUGGUUCUUUUCGGAAUAUUUGAUUCUUUUUCGAAGUUUUCAACAAAUAAAUGAAAAAUUGGAACCUGAAGUCACGAAUUCGUAAAAGAUAAACAAAUUUAAUAAAUAUAAUUGAAAAGAGGAUCAAGUAGAGAGAAGCCACGAUGCAAAGUUUAACGAAAUGUGUGCGAGGCUUGCUUAGCGGGACACCUCUAAAUCAAUUCCUUCAACCAAAUUUAGCCAGCUCUAAGCAAAUUGCAGCUGGUUAUAUGACCAGAUUUGAAAAACAUAACGAGAAAUUUUACCCUAUUCAAGCUCAUGGGGAAGAAAGAAGACCUGCAUUCGUUUGUCACGUGAAAAGACAUUUAAAAUACAGUCCGAAGAAUAUGUGGUAUGUGGCAAAUUUGGUACGGGGUAUGUCUGUCGAUGAAGCUCUUAAGCAAAUAAGUUUCGUAUUAAAAAAAGGUGGAGCUUUUGUAAAAGAAGCAAUCGAAGAAGCCCAAGAAAUGGCUGUGAAGGAUCACAACGUGGAAUUUAAGAGCAACCUGUGGGUUUCGGAAUCAUUUGUCACCAAAGGAAGAGUAAUAAAAGGCUUGAGAAGACAUGCAAAACAACGGCAUGGAGAAAUUCGAUAUAUUUAUUGCCAUUAUUAUGUCACGCUUGAAGAGGGAAAGCCACCAGAAAACUAUUACUUAACUGGACAAAAGACGAAGGAACAAUUGCUCGAAGAUUUUAAGGAAGGACUGAGGAAGCGCAAAGUUUACAACAGUUUGUAAAUUUCUAAUUGUAGUUCAUAAUUUAACAAAUAUACUGGCUAAUUUUAUGAAAUUUUCAGAAUUUUAAUGAAUUUGUAUCAAUCUUAUAUCUGCUGUAAUCUAAAGUAGAUUGAAAUAAUUAAUAAAUGUAGUUUGAAAAUUUUAAUUGCAAAAAUUUGGAACUCGCAUGUAACCAAAUUGUCAAGAAACUUUGGGACUCGAGCGUUCUCGGAGUUGGAAGGUUUGCAAUUUUUAAACUAUAAUACACAAUUUCGUUGAAAAAAGCAGUUUUCUUGUAUAGACGUUCAAAGGAAUUCAAAUUCGAUUUAAAAUCA